AUGUCUUCUACAUCAUUUCCUAUUCUGUAUUCUGAUGAUUACAUUAGCAAGGAUCUUCUAUUAUCUCAAUUCCGGAAACUGGAUCACUGGUCCGAUGUAUACCAGCACUGCCCCCCAUCAUAUAUCCAAGCAUUCUCUUUCUUAUCCCCUCGUGGUUCAUACAAAAAUGUCAAGAAAACGAAAACGGCCUAUUGA
Messenger RNA from Histoplasma mississippiense, 195 nucleotides. RefSeq lists its product with no specific name. The record is from RefSeq and is a predicted model, not a curated record. Lineage: Eukaryota; Fungi; Ascomycota; Eurotiomycetes; Onygenales; Ajellomycetaceae. The transcript is spliced from 3 exons. Bases 1 to 195 code for a protein of 64 amino acids.